Molecule: messenger RNA, 6526 nt
Organism: Misgurnus anguillicaudatus (oriental weatherfish)
Lineage: Eukaryota; Metazoa; Chordata; Actinopteri; Cypriniformes; Cobitidae
Gene: ghra
Product: growth hormone receptor a
Biological process (GO): cytokine-mediated signaling pathway
Cellular component (GO): external side of plasma membrane; membrane
Molecular function (GO): protein binding; cytokine receptor activity
Source: RefSeq, a predicted model, not a curated record
ACACAGUACAUCAUCAAAGUCCCUUUAGGAAAGUCGCAUAGAUGGUCAUCUUUGCAAUGCCUCUAGGCAGUUUUUUCAGUCAUGCAAGACUAAAGUCUUAAAAUUGCAUGCUAAAAUCACCAAUAAACAACAUAUUUCUGACCAACAAUUAUACCUGACACCAGUUGCAUAACUUUUGUGUUUCUAUCUUAAAUUAUGCUAAAUAAAACCUUUAUUUAAAGUCGUUUCAACUGCUGCGCAUGUGCACAGGUCAACAAUCACAUCACACGACUCUCCCCUAGAGAAUCAUCAUUCUUUAUGGAUUUAUGAUUGGUUCUUUUAACCGUAGGUGGGACUUCCAUCACCACAGUGGCCAUGUUGAGCAUCGCAUUUCGGCCAAUUCAUAGUAAUAGCAGUGAUAUAUUUUGUUAUAUCCAAAGUUUUUAACAUCAUUCACUAAGUCACUGUCUAUUUGCUAUAUCACCAUAGGGUCGAGGACUAAAUGCACAGCAGACACAUUAUCGUCCCACACAGAAGCAAUACAAUAGAAAUACACAAUACAAUAGAAAGCAACGUUUGGACAGGCAGUCAGCCUGCGUGUGCUUUGUAUGCUCCUUUGAUGUAUGAAAUAACAGAAGUGUUUGACUGAGGAAUGUGGCCUUCACGUUACCUGACUGAAGAAGGAAUCUACAGUGAAUAGAAGAGACGGCGGAGGCUAUGGCUUACUCACUGCCUCUCAGUCUGCUGUUCCUGGCAUGGCUGUGUGGGAACAUGUCUGCACGAGCGUCUGAACUCUUUUCACCAGGUCCAGAUCCAUCUAGAGGACCGCAUUUCACUGGCUGUCGCUCCAGAGAGCAGGAGACCUUUAGAUGUUGGUGGAGCGCUGGCAGCUUCCAGAAUCUCACCGAGCCAGGAGCUCUCCGGGUCUUCUACCAGACGAAGAACACCUUUUCUAGUGAAUGGCUGGAGUGUCCAGACUACACAACCUCUGUGCCGAAUGAGUGUUAUUUUAACAAGACCUUCACACACAUCUGGACCUCCUAUUGCAUACAGCUACGCUCAGUUCCCCACAACAUAACCUAUGAUGAAGACUGCUUUACAGUAGAAAACAUAGUGCAUCCUGACCCACCAGUUGGACUGAAUUGGACCCUGCUGAACGUUAGUCGCUCAGGGCUGCAUUUUGACGUCCUCGUGCGCUGGACUCCCCCUCCCUCAGCAGAUGUUCAGAUGGGCUGGAUGAGUCUGGUGUACCAGGUUCAAUAUCGGGUCAGGAACACCUCACACUGGGAGAUGUUGGAUCUGGAGAGCGGCACACAGCAGUCCAUCUAUGGAUUGCACACAGAGAAAGAGUACGAGGUGCGGGUGCGCUGCAAGAUGUCAUCCUUUAAAAACUUUGGCGAGUUCAGCGAUAGCAUCUUCAUACAUGUGGCACAAAUACCAAGCAAAGAUUCAACAUUCCCGACGACAUUGGUGUUGGUUUUUGGAGUCAUAGGCGUGGUGAUUCUUCUCAUCCUUCUCAUCUUUUCCCAGCAGCAGAGGUUAAUGGUGAUAUUUUUACCACCUAUACCUGCACCUAAAAUUAAAGGCAUUGACCCGGAGUUGCUGAAGAAUGGAAAGUUAGACCAGUUAAAUUCCCUGCUGAGCGGCCAGGAUAUGUACAAGCCCGACUCGUACCAUGAGGACCCAUGGGUCGAAUUCAUCCAACUGGACCUGGAUGACCUGACGGAGAAGAAUGAGAGUUCUGACACACAGCAUCUGCUGGGCCUGUCCCGCUCAGGCUCUUCUCACGUCCUUCAUUUCAAAAGCGACGACGAUUCGGGACGUGCCAGCUGCUAUGAUCCAGAGAUCCCAGACUCUGAGGAUAUGCUCACAACUGCCCUGCUACCCGGUCGCUCUGGAGAGCAGCACCCUACGGUUUCUAGGAGCGGCUCAUCCACCCCUAACCUCACGGAAGGUGCGGAGACACCCAGUGAAACACAACAACCCACUACACCAAACUGGGUCAACAUGGACUUUUACGCCCAGGUAAGCGAUUUCACACCCGCAGGAGAAGUCAUACUCUCACCCAGACAACUAAACAUCGCUCUAGGUAAGAAAAAGGGGGAAGAGAAGAAAAUCGAAGAUGAGAAGAAGAUACAAUUCCAGCUUGUUUCUGACGGAGCCUAUACCUCGGAGAUCACAGCGAGGCAGAUUGCCGCCGAUGUGCCCGCCGGGCUCGCUCCUGAUCAGGAGUACCAAACAUUCCCAUCUCGGGUUGUCGAGGAGAACCCCGGCUGGAACGGAGAGUACAUGGCUCCGGUCGGUGACUCCCAGACGCCGUAUCUUCUGCCUGUGGUUCCUCAAUCCUCCGUACUACCACCCGUGUCAGACUAUACUGUAGUGCAGGAGGUGGAUGCCCAGCACAGCCUCCUCCUAAACCCUCCUACCCCACAGACAGCGACCUGCACGCACACCCCAAACAAACAACUACCUGCCAUGCCAGCCAUGCCUAUGGGGUACCUCACCCCUGACCUCCUAGGAAACCUGACCCCGUGAAACUAAAAGCGCAUAUCAUCAGUUGUUGAGGUCGUUCUACCUUCUCACCGCUGGAAGCCGAAGCUGCACCAAUGAUGGGACUCCAUCACUAUCUGCUAAUGUUUCUAAGGCUUUUCUCUGCUGUAGGCUAAAAGGAUGAUGAAGCCGAGAGCGUUUCUUCUCUGUUAGCUGUACUGCCUGAAGCUACGACGAAAUGUGUUAUCAAUUUCAAAUCCAAAAUGUCGGCUAGUUGCACAAAAAAAUACAUCACUACAGAAAUAUGCUGGCAUCGUUGGUCAGAGAGCAAUUUUUUAAACUUGCUUAUCUUAUUAUAUGGAUACAGAUCUAGAGAUACAGUGGCAUUGAGAUGAAAUAGAUUUAUGUACAGACGCAAAUGUAUCUUUAGAGAAAAUUGUUUACACACAGGUUAAAGACAUUGUUGGAAUAUGACAUUUAAAAUAUAUAUAUAUAUAAUUUCUCUUGUGUCAUAUUAAGGUUUUUUGUUCUGGCCAAAAUACGCCCGGACAACAUAUGACUGAUCCCUCAUACGAUACCGUAUUUUUCUCAGACUCAUAUUUCUGCAAACCCUUGAUCUUUGCUGUUCAAGAUUUAUGGGAGUCAUUAUAAACGGCACACCAAUUCUGCUCAUCUUUCUACCGUGGCCAGAUCACUAAAGUGAGGACUUUUUAUAACCAUCACUGUAUAUGAAUGUAAUAUUUUAAGGUUCCUUGCUAGAAAACAAUAUUGAAAUUGAAUAGUUUAUAAAGAUAUUGCCGUGCCCAUUUGUCUUGGAGGUUUUGCUACGUUUGCUUUACGUUGACAACACUAAGCGCUUGUAGAGUUUAAACCGUAUGGCAGAUGUUCUUAUACUGUAUGUACAUGCGGCGGUUUUAUAUCGAUGAAGCAUAAGUGUAUUCGUACAUUUACAAUGGGAGUUACAUUUCAGACACGCUGGGAUAGAAGUGCCAAAUGUUUUAUACUUAUUUUAUUGGACUUUAAGGGGCUAAUUGUUUCCUGGACUAUUUGCUCAAUGACGUCCUAUAGAAACAGCAUUGUCUAAUGCACCACAGCCACAUGAUAAAAAGCUGCUUUCUACAAGAGAUAUUUUAUGAAAUCAUGCAUUAUAAUAUUUAAUGAAUAAUAACUGGAGAGUAAAAAAAUAUAGUUUCUUAGAAUAUUAGAGGUUUACUUUUUACACACUACAAACAAGCCACAGGUUUAAUUCAAUGUUGUUGAGUUUGUACAGGAAAGUGUUGAUUGUUAAGUUGUAUAGAUAGAGAUGAGCUUAUUUUGAGCACUUUUGUGACUCUUAAAUGUUCUCUGUUUUUAGAGAAAAACAAUGGAGGUAUAUAUGAUGGUAUAAAGCAGCCUAUCGACUACAAGCUAAAUUGGUCCUGGGUUUGCAAAUGAUGCUUGAAUACUGGAUCCUACCUUGUUUUAGGUGUCUCUUGUAGUUACAGUGCCUUCCAAACAGAAAUAUGCCUGUGCAAAAUCUGCUUGUUUAGGGCGUGUGACUUUGCAAUCAUUUUUUUUACAUUUAUACACUCACCUAAAGGAUUAUUAGGAACACCUGUUCAAUUUCUCAUUAAUGUAAUAGUGUGGGGGAUGUUUUCUUGGCACACUUUAGGCCCUUUUAGUGCCAAUUGGGCAUCAUUUAAAUGCCACAGCCUACCUGAGCAUUGUUUCUGACCUGUCCAUCUCUUUAUGACCACCAUGUACCCAUCAUCUGAUGGCUACUUCCAGCAGGAUAAUGCACCAUGUCACAAAGCUCGAAUCAUUUUUUUAAUGGUUUCUUGAACAUGACAAUGAGUUCACUGUACUAAAAUGGCCCCCACAGACACCAGAUCUCAACGCAAUAGAGCAUCUUUGGGAUGUGGUGGAACGGGAGCUUCGUGCCCUGGAUGUGCAUCCCACAAAUCUCCAUCAACUGCAAGAUGCUAUCCUGUCAAUAUGGGCCAGCAUUACUUUAAGCUCCUUGUUAAAUCAAUGCCACGUAGAAUUAAGGCAGUUCUGAAGGCGAAAGGGGGUCAAACACAGUAUUAGUAUGGUGUUCCUAAUAAUCCUUUAGGUGAGUGUAUAUAUGCAUUUGGCAGACACUUUUAUCCAAAGGGACUUACACACUCUUACACACUAAAAAAGGUACAAAGGUUAUCACUGGGAUGGUACCUUUUCCUCAUAUGUACCAUUUUGGUACCUUUGAGUUACAAAUAUGCACCUUUUAGGUACAAGAGUGUUUUUUUUUUAAAGGUACCUGCCCCAGUGACAGCUUUAUAACUUUUCUGCUUUUAAGCUAUACGUUUUUAUCAGUAUGUGUGUGUGUUCCCUGGGGAUCGAACCCACAACACAUGCGCUUGUGCAUGAUUUUUGAAAAACACAAAGGGAGUCGAACCAAGUACCAAAACACACUUGUAGCCAAUCAGCAGUAAGCGGCGUGUCUACUAACCGACAUCGUUGCCUGGGUUGUGUAUGUGUGGGGCAGGUCUAUUAAAAGAAGGUCCAGAUUCUAUUGAGGUAGGGCCGUGUUUCUUUAGGUGAUUUCAACAUUGGCAUUCAGAGAUCAUGCACCCCUCCUUUAAUAUUUCCUUAGAAUGUGAAAAGUCUAAAAUCUGUUAAAUCUUUAAGCCAAAGCUUGACAGUUCAUGCAGAUGUUAUGGAGUGACUUUAUCAGCUCACAAACCAUCCAUACAUUUCUUUUGGAAGGCACUGUAUGUGAUUUCAUAAUAACAGUUCAGGCUAAUCAAAUGUAUUGUUUGAUUUAAUAAUUUAUUUUUUUUAGACUUCUGUGUUUUAUUGUGCUGCCGUAAAUGAAGUAGUUUGUUGCAUAAUUAAAUGCUAAGCCUUUGUUAUUGUGCGAACACACAGGUACGCCUAAGACAAAUGGGACCAAACACUGUCGAACAAUGAGCCAGAGAAAAGCACUUGAUGCUAAAGCUCACGUGAUGGGUGGUGUAAAGAAAAAUAAAAUAAUGGUACGGUUUGAACUUAAGCUGGAAAUGAGAUAUUUACAACUAAAAUAACAGGUGUAAAACAUAAAAAAUGUGAUCAUGUCUGUGUAAUCCAGGCUUAUAAUCUAAUAAUAGGAGAAUCAAAGUUUGAUGUCACAUUGAUUUCAAUCUUUGACAUGACCUUACUCAGUCAAUAUUAAAGAUAUCAAGGUUAUAUUUUCACAGAAUGUUCUUUACAUUAUGUAGGAUGACUUUUCACAGACUGGGUCACUUACAAUGAUAAACCACUUAUAGACCCCAUAGCCUACAGUCAAUGUGCCUCCACACAUACAGAACAAAACAUGUAUAAGCUAAUUCAUUAUUAAAGCAUAUCUGGGUUAAACAAUGUAGAAGUACAGUAAUUCUUAACAGUUUUACUUUCAAAACCCUGCUUAUGCCUAUUAUGUGUGUGUAUAUAUGAUAAAUAUAUAGUGGGCCUGUGCGUAAUGUAUUUAACCCUAACACUGUGCUAAGCGAUGUGCCAUCCUUUUAUAUGUAAAGGUUUUGCCUUACUGAGAAAUAUAAAGUAUUACACAACUUUUCUGCUGCUGGCAUCGCUGUGAAAUCAGCAUGUUCAUGUUUAAAUGGAAACGUCUUAAGCUGUCACAAUACGUGGUGUACGAUAUGCAUAUAAGCUUAUGCCGUAUGUACUUUUACAGUGCUGCUCUUUCUGUAUUUCUUUCUCUAUAUUUCUUGUUAUGUAGCAUCUUUCACUUUUGCUUCUUGAGUAAUGCAAAGCCAACGUGGCAAAGAAAUGCAUGUCUGUACAUGCGAGAUGAUAAAUGCACAGGAUAAAUAUAGUUCAUUUAAUCCUAUGUAUGGUUAUAGUCAUAUUUAUAUGAUUUACUGCCAAUUUUCAUCAAUUUUGUUUGCCUUAUGGAUGCACAUUAAGUAUUAAGGUAUAAAUAAAGUGAAUUCAGGUUUGUUAUUGGAACAUUUGUAUGGUUUGCUGUUGAAAUUGGUUGGAUUUAUUUUACCUCAAAUGAACAACAAUUUUCAGUAUUAGCUUUGUUUUGUUUUCUUCUGUUUAAUAAAGAUUGCUUCAAAUA